Molecule: messenger RNA, 790 nt
Organism: Vanessa tameamea
Lineage: Eukaryota; Metazoa; Arthropoda; Insecta; Lepidoptera; Nymphalidae
Gene: amrt
Product: TM2 domain-containing protein CG11103
Exons: 1
Coding region: 205-747 (180 amino acids)
Source: RefSeq, a predicted model, not a curated record
AAACUAAAACUUGAAUAAAAAUAAUAAUAUUGACAGACAGACACUACAUAUUUAUUACUUGGAAUUUAUUAUAUACAACUAGUAGAUAAAGUAAGAAGUUUUAAGUAAAUAAAAAAGGAGUAAAGGAGAUACUAACAUAUUUUCGUUACAUAAAAUGUGUUUUAAAAACUUCAAAUGAAAACAAUGUUAUGUUAAAACAAUAAUAUGGAUUUGCAAUGGAUAUCUAUAACAAUCGUUCUUACAUUAGUAAAAUUAUCCACGUCGGAAAGUGACCCGUACUACAAGGAACCAUAUCGUCCAUUAGGACCUCUUGUAAAAUGCAGCUUCCUUCCCAUGGAAUUCCUGGAAUGCGACGAACCAGUUGACCACAAGGGUAACGAGACAGCCAAAAAAGCUGUUAAACAUGGAUGCGUUAAAUUCGGUGGUGUACGUUACGAAGAUGUAGAAAAGACAAAGGUGCAGUGUAAAGCACUAGAUGGCAUCGAAUGCUAUGGAAAUCGUAGCUUCCUAAGAGAUGGAUUUCCUUGUGUACGAUAUUCUGGACAUUAUUUCACUACAACUCUUAUUUACAGUAUUUUGUUAGGUUUCCUAGGUAUGGACCGUUUUUGUCUUGGACAAACAGGCACAGCAGUGGGGAAACUUCUUACCCUUGGUGGACUAGGGAUUUGGUGGAUUGUAGAUGUAGUUUUAUUAAUUACAAAUAAUUUGCAUCCAGAGGAUGGCAGUAAUUGGAAUCCAUAUGUGUAACUUAAUGUAAAAAUAAUUAUAAUGUAAAUAAAAUAUUUAAUUA